Molecule: messenger RNA, 2569 nt
Organism: Zophobas morio
Lineage: Eukaryota; Metazoa; Arthropoda; Insecta; Coleoptera; Tenebrionidae
Exons: 6
Coding region: 63-2321 (752 amino acids)
Biological process (GO): regulation of transcription by RNA polymerase II
Cellular component (GO): nucleus
Molecular function (GO): DNA-binding transcription factor activity, RNA polymerase II-specific; RNA polymerase II cis-regulatory region sequence-specific DNA binding
Source: RefSeq, a predicted model, not a curated record
UGUUGAUAACCUCACAUUUUCACGUUUUUCAAGUUUGUUGUUUUGAAUUUCGUCAUUUCGUGAUGUACUCUCCAGAGAGACGGUUUUACUACGAAACUAGAGAUUUGGACGUUUAUGAGCAUCUUCAACACAAAAGGAUGUACGAAAAGUUGGAGAACGAGCGAGAACAGGCCCUCGAGGCAGGAACUUGGAAGUGUGGCCAGAGUUACGCCGUUCCCGUGGCUUCACCCAAAAAGAAGAAAAAGAAGAAGUUCAAUGGUGAACGUGCAAUGGAUGAAGAAUGGUCUUCGUUGAGUUCUACACCGGAAAAACUCAAAAAGAAGCAUAGAUUAGACAGCCAGGGACACAACGAGGAACAAUCUGAAGAGAAUUCACAAAAAAGGAAACGUAAAAAGCACAAAAAAAGUGACUCUGAAAGUGUGGACACUUCCACAGAUGGAGGUAGUUUUGAUAUCGAAGUAUCAACGAAGCACAAAAAGAAGAAAGAUGGGGAACUACAAAAAAGGGGAAAUGGUGAAAUUGAAGUUAAAGAAAAGCACAAUAAUUCAGAAAAACUAAAUGGAAGGGAAGUAAAUCAUUCAUUUUCUUCAUCUGAUAGUCAACCUGGUGAAAAUAACACACAGCCAGAAGAGAAUAGAAGAAAGAAAAAACACAAAAAAAGAAAACGUGAAAAUGAAAUAGAUUCUUCCGAACUUGAGAAAACUCCGGUAGAUGCACCUAAAAAGAAGAAAAAGAAGAAACAUCUUCAAGAACAUGAACAACAAGGAAAUGAAACUGUUACCCCAGACAAAAAUAAAACAACAAAUGGAGACGAUAGUGACGUUAAAGAAGAAUUAAUGUCGUCUGGUUCGGUCAAAAAGUCAAAAAAAGAGUCAAAAAUAACCACCCAAUUAACCGCAAUCAAAGAAUUGUUUCCCAUCGAUGAUGAAGUAAAGAGUGAAAACACAAAAGACUCUAAAGAAGAAGAAAAUUUGCAUUCGGUUGUUGAUUUAGGUGUAGACGUUAUCAAAGAAUUUGAAAAACCCUUCACAGAUGAUGACACGUCCCAGGAAUUGGCAAAAUCGCCACUCUUUGAAAAACCGAAAAAACAAGAAAAAAAUAAAAAACGGGGUGCUGUGAUUGUUAAAGCUGAAAAAUCGCCACCGGAGCGGGGUUUAAAAAUUAAGAAACUUUUUUCUGUCUCUAAGUGCGAUGACGACGAGGUGUUAAAAGAUAAGGAUUUGUCGUCGGAAAUCAAAAAAAUUAAAGAGGAAAAGCGAUUAAGCUCUGCGGAAGAAAAGGUGCUGAAGAAGUUACAUAUAAAUUUACCUUGGCGAGUUCCCCCGUUGCAUAUGGUAGAAACAAGGGUGGCUGUUAGACCGAACAAAGAACAGAAGAUGCGCAUAGAAGAAUUGGCGGUGGAAGUGAAGACGGGCUCCUAUACUAAACUGGAAGAUGUACAGAUUAGGGCCAACUGGGAAAAAUUUUGUAAAAUGCACGAACUCGCUGAAGAUCCCAAACCUUUCCUCAACUUGGUAAAUUCUGACAGGAAAGUGACUUUCCCCACGAACGAACGUAUCAACUUUGUUCGCUUUUUAGCGCAUAAACUCGAUAAUAGACUUCUGUGUUCAGUCUACAACAGAUUCCGACGACUCUUCCAAGCUCAGGAAAUCAGAAGUGGAAGGUUCACAACACAAGAAGACGAAAAAAUUGUUGAGUACAUACAGAGUUCGUCAUCGAGAACCCCCUACUCGGAUCUGGCGGUACUUUUAAACCGAACCAAAACUGCGAUCGAGAAAAGAGCACAGAAACUGGUACUAAAAUUCAAUAAUGCUCAAACUUCUGUUAUAAAAUGGGACAAGAAAAAAAUUGAAGAAUUCUUAACCAAUUUCGUUGAGGUGACACAAGUGGAAGAGAUUACAGAUCUUAAAACUCGAGAAGUCACUACUGAAGAGUGGCGCCAGAUGGAGAGUAGAAUGAAAAUCCCUAUGGUGAAGCUACGCAACGCGUGGAUGCACACCAUUUACUCUAAAAUAUUCACGAAACGGAAACUGAAGACGUCACGUGUGAGAAAAUACCUCAUAAGAACGUUGGUAGAGAGGGGCGAAAACGACUUACGGGCUAUUAAUUGGAAUUCGAUUCAAACGGAGAUGGAAAAGAAAUACGAGGGAUUCACAGGACAGAAACUUAAUACAAUGCUGCAAUCCAUGAUUAAUUAUCACGUGCCUGCGACGAAGCGGCAUAAUUUGAAAGUGUGUUUAAAAUACUUGGAAGAAGCUUGUAACAAUGGUGGAAUUAGAGGACAGAAAGUGAAAAGGUUUAAAGUGAUUGAUAAUAGAUAAUCAGACAAGUGAUAAGUGAUUAUUUUAAACACUCCGAGCUUUUUUAUUUUGAAAAUUGCAAUUAAUUUUGAGCUGGCGAUGAAGAAAAAGGAUUUUUUGUGUACAUGAGAGAAAAACGAAUUCUGUUAGGGCUGAAAAAAUAUUUCUUUUUUAAGUAUGUUGCAAACUAUGCAGAAUCAACAGACUAAAAGUGAGAUGAUAUAAAAUAGUAAAAAGAAGCUUUAAAUAAAAAAUAAAACAGUGUCAUG